This is a messenger RNA of Suricata suricatta (meerkat), 1438 nucleotides long. RefSeq names its product tubulin tyrosine ligase like 9 (gene TTLL9). NCBI's taxonomy places the organism in Eukaryota, Metazoa, Chordata, Mammalia, Carnivora, Herpestidae. The record is from RefSeq and is a predicted model, not a curated record. Gene Ontology annotation, molecular function: tubulin binding; tubulin-glutamic acid ligase activity; ATP binding. The transcript is spliced from 15 exons. The coding region runs from base 47 to 1438 and encodes 463 amino acids. Gene Ontology annotation, biological process: microtubule cytoskeleton organization; protein polyglutamylation. Gene Ontology annotation, cellular component: cilium.
CGUGCGGCGCUGUGGCAGUUUGGGUCUGGCCCUGUGGAAUCGUAUUAUGUCGCGCGCGAAGAAUCAAAAUUGCAAGGGCUAUGGGGUGCCAAAGGGAAAAGAGCGAGAGCAGAGAGCUUCCAUCCGAUUCAAGACCACGCCCAUGAGCACUCUAAUGGACGUCCUUCGCCACCGCCCGGGAUGGGUGGAAGUAAAGGAUGAAGGGGACUGGGAUUUCUACUGGUGUGAUGUCAGCUGGCUCCGGGAGAAUUUUGACCACACCUACAUGGAGGAGCACGUGCGGAUCAGUCACUUCCGGAACCACUACGAGCUGACCCGCAAGAACUACAUGGUGAAGAACCUGAAGCGGUUCCGGAAGCAGCUGGAGCGUGAGGCAGGGAAGCUGGAGGCGGCCAAGUGUGACUUCUUCCCCAAAACCUUUGAGAUGCCGUGCGAGUACCACCUGUUUGUGGAGGAGUUCCGAAAAAGCCCAGGAAUCACCUGGAUCAUGAAGCCUGUAGCCGGGUCGCAGGGAAAGGGCAUCUUCCUCUUCCGGAGGCUGAAGGACAUCAUGGACUGGAGAAAGGGGACUGCUGGGAAGAAGCUCACCAGCUCAGAGCCCCAGCCAGCCCGGAGCACUGUCAACCCGUCUGGAGGCCAUGACACGAGAAGUUCUGAUGAGCCGAAGGAUGAAAUCCCCGUGGAGAACUACGUAGCUCAGCGCUAUAUCGAAAAUCCCUACCUGAUAGGAGGUCGCAAGUUUGACCUGCGCGUCUACGUGCUGGUGAUGUCAUACCUCCCGCUGCGGGCCUGGCUGUACCGGGAUGGCUUCGCCCGAUUCUCCAACACGCGCUUCACACUGAGCAGCAUCGAUGACCAGUAUGUUCACCUCACCAACGUCGCUGUACAAAAGACCUCUCCUGACUACCAUCCAAAGAAGGGCUGCAAGUGGAUGCUACAGCGCUUCCGCCAGUACCUGGUGUCCAAGCACGGGCCGGAGGCGGUGGAGACGCUCUUCAGCGACAUGGACAACAUCUUCAUCCGGAGCCUGCAGAGCGUGCAGAAGGUGAUCAUCAGCGACAAGCACUGCUUUGAGCUGUACGGCUAUGACAUCCUCAUAGACCAGGACCUCAAACCGUGGCUCCUAGAGGUCAACGCAUCCCCAUCGCUGACAGCCAGCAGCCAGGAGGACUAUGAGCUCAAGACCUGUCUCCUGGAAGAUACCCUGCACAUCGUGGACAUGGAGGCCAGGCUCACAGGAAGGGAGAAGCGAGUGGGAGGCUUUGACCUCAUGUGGAAUGAUGGCCCUGUCAGCAGCGAAGACGGCGCCCCUGACCCGUCGGGCCUGGGGAAUUUUGUGGCCAACACACACCUCGGAGACCCCGGGCAGCUCCUGCUACAACUCUCCCUGCUGCAGGACACUUCUUUUGGUUGCAAAGAGCAGAACUUGACUGCCUAG